Anneissia japonica is the source of this 1024-nucleotide messenger RNA. Its product is annotated as threonine synthase-like 1. The annotation marks the transcript as partial. Lineage: Eukaryota; Metazoa; Echinodermata; Crinoidea; Comatulida; Comatulidae. The transcript has 4 exons. The record is from RefSeq and is a predicted model, not a curated record. Gene Ontology annotation, cellular component: cytoplasm.
AUUGAUGAUGAUCAUCUGGAACCCUUCUGGCAGAUGAAAGUGUCACAGAAACUGAGUGAAGUUGGAGGGGAAAGAUUUUUAGAGGCUGAAGGAGAAGCACUCUUGCAGUUUAAAGCUUCCAACACAAUCGUCUCCCUGACUGGUUCUAAUCCGCUUCACCCUGAAGCAAUGCGUUAUAUUGCUGAAUCCGGAGUAGUCGUUUUUAUCGAUGCCAACAGUAUGGACAUUCUUGAACGACUUGAAGCCAUGAAAGUCAACAGAAUCGUUGGCCAGGGUGCAGGAAUGACAAUGAAAGAGAUCCUAGCAUAUCGACAGCAGUUCUAUGAGAAAAACUAUGAUGUCAGAGUAAUUUGUGAAAGAGAUGAAUCCUUUGACAGCAUCGCUGAAAAACUCUACCAAGCUGUUAAAAGGUUCCGUAACAGAACUGGCUAUGUAUCCACAAGAGGAUAUAAGUUUCCUGGUGGGACAUCUGCAGAUUUUAAUCAAGUUGUCAUACAAGGUCUUGCACACGAUAAUGGUCUAUAUGUCCCUGAAAGUAAAAUGCCAUUCCUCACAAUGAAGCAGUGGCAACGUCUAGUGGAGAUGACAUAUCCAGAGAGAGCUCUUCGUAUCCUAGAAAGUCUAAUUCACCCCUCAGAUGUUCAUCCAAAACAAUUACGUAACAUGGUCCAUCUUGCUUACAACAUUGACAGUUUUAACUGUAAGGUUGUCACUCCAGUUGUUCCUUUAGAGAAGAACCAACAUCUUCUGGAGUUGUUCCAUGGACCUUCAGCUUCUUUCAAAGAUGCUGCUCUCCAGUUAAUGCCGCAGUUUUUUUCAAAUGCGGUUAAAAGAGAAUCUGCAAACACAAGGUACCUGAUACUUGUCGCAACUUCAGGUGAUACUGGUAGUGCUGUACUUGAUGGAUUUAGUAAAUAUUCAGGUCAAAACACAUCAGUCGUUGUACUGUAUCCAGAAAAGGGAGUGAGCACUGUACAAGCGUCUCUUAUGGCAUCAGCCAAAGGGUCAAAUGUCAAAGUUAUUG